Aspergillus welwitschiae is the source of this 2117-nucleotide messenger RNA. Its product is annotated as amidase signature domain-containing protein. The record is from RefSeq and is a predicted model, not a curated record. NCBI's taxonomy places the organism in Eukaryota, Fungi, Ascomycota, Eurotiomycetes, Eurotiales, Aspergillaceae. Bases 215 to 1837 code for a protein of 540 amino acids. The transcript is spliced from 6 exons.
CUUAAUACUCCUGUUCUAUAGGGUCGGCUGGAUGCGACACUUUCAGUUAGCUUACUACGUGGUAGAUAAAGCCCCGUGGAAGCGAGCGCAACCUGGCGUGCAUUGAGCAGUCUUAUCUUUUAUCUUUUGUGGCCCUUAUUAAAACCCUUGCCGCAUGCAUUUGUCCUAAGUUUCUCCUUUCAUUGUACGAAAAGAAGUGGACUGCGUCCUCAAGAUGGCCCACUGGGAAGGUCUGAUCGCUGACAAACUCAAUGACCGUGCAUCCAAAAUCCCUCCUGAAUGGGUUCUUCCCAAGACAAUUUUAAGCCAAAUCACCCAGGAUGCGAAUAUAAGUGCUUUCGACAUCCUGAAACAUCAUUGUUUGCUGUCAAGGGAAGAGGUGACUAUCACAGAGUCCUAUGACGCCCAAAGCCUUCACCAGGAGAUCAUCAAAGGCCGGUUGACCUCGCUUCAGGUCUGCAAGGCCUUCUGUAAGAGAGCUGCUAUUGCACAACAGUUGACAAACUGCGCGACUGAAAUCCUUUUUGCUGAGGCAUUCAAGCGAGCAGAAUUUCUCGAUGACUAUCUGGCCAAGUAUGGAAAGCCUUAUGGACCAUUUCACGGCCUUCCUAUCAGUGUGAAGGACAGCUUCAACAUCAAAGGACAGGCCACAACAAUUGGCUUUGUGUCUUUUCUACGGAAGCCAGUCGCAGCUAAAAAUUCACCCCUGGUUGAUAUCCUCCUUGCUAACGGCGCCAUCUUGUAUAUCAAGACGAAUAUCCCACAGACACUGUUGACCAUGGAUAGCGUCAACAAUAUUUUUGGAAGAACUUUGAACCCUCACAAGCUUGGCCUCAGUGCGGGUGGAAGUAGUGGGGGUGAAGGUGCUCUGGUGGCCUUCCGAGGUUCCAUACUAGGAGUAGGCACAGAUGUCGGAGGAUCCAUUCGUGCACCAUCUCUCUGCAACGGCGCAUAUGGCUUCAAGCCCACGGCAGACCGCAUUCCUCACGGGAGAGUUGAGUUAGGGGACAGGCCAGGGACACCAGGGGUUGUCUCGGCAGUCGGACCACUCGCCAACAGUGCAUCGGACCUGACUUUCUUUUGUAAGACAGUCCUUUCGUCGGAACCAUGGCGGUAUGAUUCCACCGCUCUUGGGACCGCAUGGCGGGAUGUGCCCCUCAAGAAGAAGCUGAGUAUUGGGGUUUAUAUGGGGGACGAGCACUUUCCCCUAUUUCCUCCUGUCAAACGGGCACUUUCCUCCGCGCAGGCUGCCCUUGAAAAUGCUGGUCACAGUGUCCAUCUUGUGACCAAUGCUCCUUCAUUUCACGAGGGUUUAAAGCUAGCGGCACGAUACUUCUUGUUCGAUAACAAACAGACUCUUCUGCGGCACGUUUUAGAUGGGGAUGAGCAACCAAUAAAAGCAUUAGAAUAUGCCUCCCCGGCUGCGCUAGCUGGGAUACAAGAUCCUAUACUGACGUUAGACGAUGUCUGGGACGCCAAUGCUUCUCUUAUGGAGUACCGGGAGAAGAUGGCUGAAGUAUGGAAACAACAUAAUCUGGAUGUCCUCAUUUGUCCGGGUCACUGGUCAACUGCAGGCCCACAUGAUACUUAUGGGCCGCCGGUAUAUACCGUUAUUUGGAAUCUGUUGAAUUUUCCUGCAAGCAUUAUUCCAUACUUGAAGGCUAAUAAGUCACUGGAUUCGGAAUCAUGCAGUGGUUAUGAUCCUGACGCGGUAGAUGGGGCGCCUACGGCUAUCCAGGUUGUUGGGUGGAGGUUUCAAGAUGAAGAAGUCCUAAUGGCCACUGAGGUCAUUGACAAGGCUCUUCAAUCCGACCUACGAUAUCGUACAAGGCUAUAGCUUGACGAAGUUUUCUAGGUUCGCUACCUUCCGUUGAAUACGGGAGACAGCUCUGUUUCAGUUCACGCGACUGUGCUCGCUACGAGCACCUAUCCUGCAUGAAAAGGAACACAGCCUAUGUAUAUAAGUGAUAAUGCCCUGUUCAGGAAUGACUGUAGGCAGGCCCAUCACCUGGGAACUUUGCUUUCGUGGCGUUUUCUUUCUCAUCUUAUUUUCUUCCUAGUAGCUAAAGGCAUACUGUGCAUACUGAUGAGGGCAUAAACAUGAUCGCUCCCUUACC